Entrophospora candida is the source of this 619-nucleotide messenger RNA. Lineage: Eukaryota; Fungi; Glomeromycota; Glomeromycetes; Entrophosporales; Entrophosporaceae. The record is from the annotation of a GenBank genome assembly.
GUAUUGAAAAAGGCAAUGAUGAAAAAAAGUUGAGAAAACGAAUCAGGGAUUCAGAACAAGAGGUUAUGGAUCUAAAAAAUAAAUUAGUGUGUAAAUCUCUUAAAAAUCUCAAAAAAGGCACCACAACAACAAAUUCUGCCAUGGCACAACAUCCAGCUAAAGUUUUUCAAUGGCAAAGAUUUACUCAGGAUGUCUUCUCAUGCAAUUUUGACACAGACAAUAAAGUAUAUGAGCAACCACAUUUUAUGAAAUUCGAAGAAAUAUCAGAUGAAGACUGUGCAUGUGAGGCUGUUAGUAUCAAUGUUCUUCGACCUCUUAAUUCAAUUGGAUGUAGAUACAGUCCACAAGAAGAAUAUGCACAAUAUACUGUGUUUCCACAUAUUUUAGGAGAACCAGACUUUACAAGAUGGGUCCUUACAUUGAAAAAUGAGCAUCUUGCAGAUAAAUAUGUAAGAAAUUUAGGUGAAAUUAUUACAGAUGAAUCAUCUGGAGUUACCAACAGCAUUGAGCAAAUAUAUGGGCUUAGUGAACAAUCUAUGUUGUUACAAGCUUUUGUGUAUAUACAAUCUCUCACCUACGAAAAUCCAGCAUCUCCAACUCCUCCUCCAACUCCAUUGCA